Messenger RNA from Daphnia magna, 1025 nucleotides. RefSeq names its product heme oxygenase (gene Ho). Lineage: Eukaryota; Metazoa; Arthropoda; Branchiopoda; Diplostraca; Daphniidae. The transcript has 2 exons. The record is from RefSeq and is a predicted model, not a curated record. Gene Ontology annotation, molecular function: heme oxygenase (decyclizing) activity. Bases 123 to 896 code for a protein of 257 amino acids. Gene Ontology annotation, biological process: heme oxidation.
UCCGCAGAGUAGUAUAAUAGAUUGUUCUGGAGCAUUGUUUACAAAUAGACCUUGUGGUGAUCUUCUUAUUGGGUUCGAGUUGUUAUUUAAGUCGCCCGGAAAACAAAAUAAAAAUUUGAGUAAUGGCAACUGAAGGAAAACUCGAAUUUACGAAGCAAAUGAGGAAGGCAACCAGGGAAAUCCAUGAUAUUAGUGAUGCCCUAGUUAAUGCAAAACUUGGAAUAGCGAUGAGUGACAACUCAAUUUGGGCUGAGGGGCUAUUGUGCUUUUAUGAAAUUUUCAAGUUCCUUGAACAGGCCUUAGAUCGUCUCAGCCAUACUCUGCUCAGUGAAUUGGAUAUAAAAGGGAUGAGAAGAACCAAAGCAUUUGAAGAAGACCUGCAUUUCUAUUAUGGAGCACAAUGGCUUGAAAACAUCUAUCAGCCAAAUGGUGCAGUGACUGCCUAUCUUGAAUAUCUUGCUUGCCUAGAGAAAGAGAAUCCCUACAUGUUAGCUGCCUACAUUUAUCAUUUGUUUAUGGGACUAUUUUCGGGAGGUCAAAUCCUACGCAAAAAGCGAUCACUUGAAGCUAGUCUAAAAUUCCAAUCAUCCACUAUCAUUAGCAGUCAACAACAGGGUGAGUCUGUCACUGAUUUUGGGGAUAUUCCUCUCUUCAAAUUAAAAAAACAAAUGGUAGAAGCAAUGGAACAUAUUGCGGAACAGCUUGGAGAAGAAGAUAGAUGGAAAUUAAUUGAAGAGAGCAAAAAUGUUUUCCGGAUGAAUAACAAGAUGAUACGAACCAUCAACACAAACCGCAUAGUUUUAAAGAAAUUCUGCAACUUUGCUUUAAUAGUUGUUCCUACAGUUGCUGCUAUCUAUUUUGGCUAUAAAAUGAUUAGUAAUUUUAGUAAUAGUUAGGCAUUCUUUUAAUAAAUUCAUGGUCAUGGCUCGAAAUUUCCUUGGCCAAAACUGUGUCAAUUUUAACGGAUCGUAAAAAAGAAACUGUGAUAGUCGAUGAACUAAAAAUACAGUCAGUAUAUAACUUUA